Molecule: messenger RNA, 498 nt
Organism: Ipomoea nil (Japanese morning glory)
Lineage: Eukaryota; Viridiplantae; Streptophyta; Magnoliopsida; Solanales; Convolvulaceae
Exons: 2
Coding region: 1-498 (165 amino acids)
Source: RefSeq, a predicted model, not a curated record
AUGGCACCAUCGAGACGUCGUGCAAGGUCUUCAGAAGUAGUCACCAGUGAUCAGGUAGCUCAAGGCCUUCAUCAACUGACGCAGAUCACCCGGAAGCUGAGCAAUGCCCUUCUCAACAACAACCACCCUCUUCAGAAUGGGAAUCGCGACGUAGUGCGCCAAGUCGCAAAUUUGUCGUACGCUGUCAACCGCCUCUGUCAGUUUAUGCAUUCCCCUACUGACGACCACUGGGGCCUUGUUAAGCGGGUGUUGCGAUACGUCAAGGGGACUCUACAUUAUGGUUUGUAUCUCUCCCCCUCUUCUUCCUCGGCCAUUCAUGCUUUCUCGGACUCUGAUUGGGCAGGAUGUCCACACGACAGGAAGAGCACCAGCGGGUAUGCAGUGUUCUUAGGAGACAACCUCAUCUCCUGGCUCUCUCGAAAGCAGCGCACAGUGGCCCGCUCGUCAACUGAGGCAGAAUAUAAAGCCUUAGCCGAUGUCUCGGCUGAGGUCACCUGA